Molecule: messenger RNA, 897 nt
Organism: Funneliformis mosseae
Lineage: Eukaryota; Fungi; Glomeromycota; Glomeromycetes; Glomerales; Glomeraceae
Source: the annotation of a GenBank genome assembly
AUGUCCUCGUCAAGGAGACCGUCCACGCGACGAUCUACCUCUCUCUAUAGUCGUUCUAGACAAGAAACGCCGAAAGUAUAUGAACAAAGUUCAGACGUUACCGAUCUAGAAUCUGACGUUUCAGCAACCUAUGAAGAAGAAGACGACGAAGAAACGGAGGAAACAAUUAAAUUAGAAGACAAUAAUUAUCAAUCGGAAGAAGAGGAUAUGGAAGAUGAACAAGAGGAUAUGUUGGAAGAACCGGAAGAAGAGGAAGAAGAAGUUGAAGAACAUGAAGAAGAUUUAGAGGUACCAAUCGACGAUGAUAUAGACAUAGAAAUGGAAGAUGCUGAUGAUGCUACCCCUGAAGAAUCGUCUUCUAGAAGGACAAGAGGACGAAGCCUGCAAACUCAAGGUCUACAACCUUCAAUGAAACAGAUAACUGUACAAGAUAAACAAAUAAUUCCAAAGAAAAGAGAGCCAAUGAAAAAGAAACAUAUGACCGAGGAAGAAAUCGCUUUGAAAAAGUCCGAGAUCGCAAGACGAAGAAAACAUCAGAGCAUACAGCGCGCAGAACAAGACAAAAUGGAUACAAUUAAUCGUCUCUUGAAGAAACAAUCUACAAAAAGACGAACAAGAGAUCAAGAUGAUACAGAUAGUGUACAAAAUGAUUCUAGUAGUACUAGUUCCUUGCCACCCUCGUCACUCCACUAUGUGAAUACUGUCGAAGGUGCAACUUUGUCAUUUCCGAUCGGGAUUGACAUACAAAUACAAUGCGAAAAGGGGCCAAAAUAUCCUCCACCUGUUCCAAAUUGUGCAUUUCCUGGUUGUGAUGUUCCAAAGAGAUAUUGUAGUGUCAAAACCCUUAAAUAUGCUUGUUCAAUGGAUCACUUACAUAAAUUAGAGUCCAAAGGAUGA